GAGAGGGACAGAGACAAUGGUGCAGGAGAGGAUCCACAUCCAGAAGUGGUGAGGGGUCCAAACUCCAAAGUCUUAACAAAAACGUGUAACACGUGUUCGUACUUUUGGCUGGGAGGGAGAAAGUGUUAACAGAGUUGAAAGAAGCAAAACAAUAAGUGAGACGGUGCCGGUGAUCGGCGAUGGCGACUCCUAUAACUCCUGAUUCCGCAACACUUGCUUCGAGAGAUCCAUGGAAGCGUCUUAAACAACCUGCCUUCGAUGAUAAUUCCAUUCAGCGCAAAGAUAAGGCUGCGCUUGUUGCCUUCAAGCUCAGAUUUAUCUAUCUGCCUUUUAUGUUCUCCUCAUAAUAUGCCCUUAGAAUCUUAGGUGCAUUUAACGCCAAAUCUUCUUUCCGCGGUGGUGCAGUAUCGGUCUGUGCCUGUCAUUUCAGUUCUACUUGUUGAUUAUUAUAGGUUUAAUGGAUGGUCUUCGUGCCUUGAAACUAGUAGCAAAUGGAUUAGUGUUUGGUAAGGCUGUGAAUUGUGAUUGGAUAAAAUGCUGUAGUCAUUCUUAUGCAUGCAGAGGCAAAUUCCAUUAUUACACGCUUUUCUUUAUGUUUUAUGCCUAAAACAGUUUCAACAUUCUGGGGGUUGUACUUGGUAGACGUAUAUGAGCAGUUAUCAUGCCAAAGAAUCCUAAAUGUGGUUUUGGGAAGUAAUGGCGUGUUAUUUAUAACGUAAAUUUGUUGGACUUUAUAACUAGUAAUGGCUAAUCAGUGAAUUGCACAUUGUUGUUAAUGAGACAAGGGAAUUUAGGUGGUGUGUUGGAGAUCCCAAGUUGACCAAAAUAGGGUAUAUAAGUGACUAACCUGUAUUAUGCAUAGAUAUAUGAUCAACUACAUCAUAUGGGCUGCCUCAUCUUCGAGAGAAAGCUAUUGGCUUUCAAGUAUGAGCAAGUUAAGGCUUCGAUUGAUUCAUCUGAGUUUAUGCAUAAGCAUGAUUCGGCCAUGAAUUUAUCUGCAUUAAUUGAAGCAAGGAAACGGGAAGAAAGCUUGAAGAUGGCAAUAGGAAUCAAUGAAGCGUGCAUAGCUAGUCUUGAGAAGGCCUUGCAUGAGAUGCGUACUGAAUGUGCUGAAACAAAGGUUUCAGCUGAGAGUAAAGUUUCUGAAGCACACCAAUUGAUAGAUGAAGCGCAGAAAAAAUCUACUGAGGCUGAGGCAAAGCUGCGUGCUGCGGAAUCCUUUCAGGCAGAAGCUUGUGGAUAUUAUAGUGUUGCAGACAGGAAGCUUCGGGAUGUUGAAGCUCGUGAAGAUGAACUCAGGCGGCAAAUCAAAUCUUUCAAAUCAGAUUGUGAUAAAAAAAGAGAAGGAGAUAAUUCGUGAGGUAAUCCAUUUCUGAAAGGCAAGAAAGUUUGCAGCAAGAACAUGAAAGGUUACUACAAUCAC
This is a messenger RNA of Glycine soja, 1423 nucleotides long. RefSeq names its product protein CROWDED NUCLEI 4-like. Bases 884 to 1360 code for a protein of 158 amino acids. NCBI's taxonomy places the organism in Eukaryota, Viridiplantae, Streptophyta, Magnoliopsida, Fabales, Fabaceae. The transcript has 3 exons. Gene Ontology annotation, biological process: nucleus organization. The record is from RefSeq and is a predicted model, not a curated record. Gene Ontology annotation, cellular component: nucleus.